AUGCGGAAGGAAAAUGAUGGCAAUGGGGCGGAUUUGGAUCGGAAAGGUUCCUCUGCCCACGAUACCGCCAGACAAUUCCCCCCUUCCCCUCCAGUUACCUAUUUAAGGCAGGGCGGGCCAGCACAAUCUGAUUACACAUCUGAAUCACGUUCAUCCACGAGCAAAUCAACCAUUGAUGAACCGUCAAGUUCAUAUUUUCUGCAUCAUUCGGACAGUCCAGGCUUGUUACUGGUUUCUCAGCCACUUACAGGAGAUAAUUAUGCCUCCUGGAGUUGUGCCAUGAUGAUCGCCCUUUCGGUGAAGAAUAAACUGCCACUCAUUGAUGGAUCAUUAAAGAAACCGAAGGAUACGAAUCCUGACCUGAUUAAUUCGUGGAUCCGAAAUAAUAACAUGGUGAUGUCAUGUAUCCUCAACUCAGUUUCAAAGGACAUUUCAGCAAGUGUUAUACAUGCAUCUACUGCUCACGAGAUCUGGAAUGACCUAAAGGAGAGAUUUCAGUAG
Olea europaea var. sylvestris is the source of this 501-nucleotide messenger RNA. RefSeq lists its product as uncharacterized. The record is from RefSeq and is a predicted model, not a curated record. The transcript is spliced from 3 exons. NCBI's taxonomy places the organism in Eukaryota, Viridiplantae, Streptophyta, Magnoliopsida, Lamiales, Oleaceae. The coding region runs from base 1 to 501 and encodes 166 amino acids.